Molecule: messenger RNA, 845 nt
Organism: Scaptodrosophila lebanonensis
Lineage: Eukaryota; Metazoa; Arthropoda; Insecta; Diptera; Drosophilidae
Exons: 3
Coding region: 153-800 (215 amino acids)
Source: RefSeq, a predicted model, not a curated record
CUGCUUAUUAUUCUUAUUAGUAUUUUUUUAAAUUAAAAUGGUCCACCUCACAAUCGAAAAACGAAAAUGUGACAAAGUGACCUGCGGAAAAAUUAGACUGACUCUCAUCUCUCAUUCCCCAAUCAGCUGUUGCAGUCAAAAAGGUAAACAAAAUGUUUGCAGCAGUAAAACUUUUACGAACCAGUAUAAAGUGCAAUAAUUCAUGUGCUAAGAGCAGCGUUGCGCUUUUCAAAGGGUUUUGCACGAGCCAUUUGCGCCGCAGUUGGCCGCGUGUUCAAUCCGCCGAUGUGGAACGCUAUCUGUUACGAAAGGACCGUAUCCCGGAAACAUACCAGCUCGUGUACCGUGCUCCAAUGGAAAAUUACGUCGCCUGGACAAAAAACAUAUCGACUGCAACUAUAAGCGUUCUUAGUCUGGUGGCUUUAUAUCAGGCAGCUACAACUAUGAAUUUUGUGGACAUUGCACUGAAAUUAGACUUGGGGCCUCUUGUAUCUGAGGAAUCAGAUUUAUAUUACUUUGUGGUAGGCUUUGUCCUCAUUAAUUUAGCUAUUCGCAUGUUUGUGGCCAAAUAUCCUCUACGCAUUUACAAGAGUCCUGAAAAAUAUGUUGCUGUUUAUGGCUCACAACUGCCGCUGGGCACUGUCAAACAUUAUUUUCAUAGGGGUGAAAUUAAGGAAUAUAAAAAUUUCCUAAACCCUUGGAGACACAUUAUGUAUAAGUUGGGCAGCCGUUCGUCCAUGCUUUUGGUCGAUUACUUUAAAAGUCCAUCAGAGUUUGAAAAGCUCUUUUCCAAAGAGUAAUUCGAUAUAAUGAAAUGAAAAAUAUUAAAAAUUAUCUAUUACCUA